AUGCCCGUUCCAAGCUACGGUGCUCUCCCGCUCAGCGAGACCUUUCUCUGCAUCAGAGGAUUGAGUCUGGUUGCAAUGGUCGGCAUCGUCGGUUUGACUGCAAACUUCGUGGCCGCAAUCAACAGUGUGGGCAUUGAGCCUCCAAGAGAAAUUGUCGGAACUUUGAGUAUCACCUGCAUCGCAACGCUGUACACUCUGAUCAGCGUCCCAUUCUAUAUGGCUCAAGCAAACUUGGGCUUGUUUAUCAUGACUGGUAUUGACAGUCUUCUUCUCCUUGCCUUCGUCAUUGUUUCAGUCACUCUCGGCAAACCACUUAGUCUGCUGAACUGUUUUGCCAUUGCCACUGCAGACAGCAAGAUCGAUGCCGCAGGCGCUGCUUCCUGGCUGCAAAGUCUGGUGCAGAAUGUCAAGCAAGGUGGCAGUAUCGGUCUGUAUGUCUGGGCUGGCUCCACUAAACUCAAUUGUCUCGAGACCAAGGCAAUCUGGGGAUUGUGCAUUGCACUUUGCAUUCUUUUCUCAUGCUCAUGCAUCUUGCUGCCAACUUUGUGGUUCAAGAGCAAGAGAGCUGGUCUGCUUCCUAAGAAGAUCGAAGCUGCUUGA
This is a messenger RNA of Aureobasidium namibiae CBS 147.97, 600 nucleotides long. RefSeq lists its product as uncharacterized. The record is from RefSeq and is a predicted model, not a curated record. NCBI's taxonomy places the organism in Eukaryota, Fungi, Ascomycota, Dothideomycetes, Dothideales, Saccotheciaceae. The transcript has 3 exons. The coding region runs from base 1 to 600 and encodes 199 amino acids.